GUUAUGGUGCCAUGGAGCACGUCUUUCCCUCCGUUUUCCGUGUUUCCUUCCACGCUUUCCUCGCGAUCGACCGACCGACUCGCAUUUUGGUCCGGUAGGUUAGGUUAGGGUCGUUGCGAUGCGAACAAGGUGGGGGGGAAAGCGGGACGGAGGAGGGAUAACCGGACUCCCACCGUUCCACGAUUCGCUUCGCACUUCAGUUGCCUCGCGUACGUCGAAUCGUGAACGUGUAUCCCGCUCUCUUGCUUCCCGGUCACUGGACACGUUGUGUUGUAUCUCGUUUUAUCGCGUUUCCUUAUCGAAUUCCGACAUCGUGAACUUGGUGCCAUCGAGGUUUCAGCUCUUCCUUACCGACGGACUCGAAACUCGAAGUCGACUCGAUCAGUUUUCGAAUGUAAUUGGCCGAGAUUUUCGGUAAUGGUUCGGCACGAUGUUUCCCCUCGGAGCAACGUUUGUGAACAACAAAUCUGAAGUGAGCCAUGAAGUGAGUCUAUGUGCAGUGUCUAGAUUCGUCGAAUGAUCGAAUCUCGUGACUCGUGGAAAGAGGUUUACGAUCGCUGGCCCGUGGCAUGUGUUGACUUCAUGGUGUUCGAGAGCGUCGAGAUGCGGAACCCAGGGUUCCUCCUCGAAGACGCCAGACACGGAUACAUUCAGUAUAUCAGCCUGAGCGAAUGUUACUUUGCAGGCAAGGGGGCGGCCUUGGUUUUACCUCCGAACGAAAGGGCCAGACCCUCGAGAAGGGUAUCCGCGGCAGGAUGCGAUAUUCAACAACACUUGCAAUCCAUGUUCUAUCUCCUCAGACCGGAGGAGACCCUCAAAAUGGCGGUGAAACUGGAGUCGGUGCAUCCAGGAAGGACGAGAUACCUGGUGGUUGUAUCCUGCACUGGGAGGCAGGAUGCGGAGGAAAGCUGCCUUCUGGGUAUCGAUUGUCACACUAGGGCGACCGUUGGUCUCGUGCUUCGGGUACUGGCCGACACUGCCAUUACACUCGACGGUGACGGAGGGUUCAGCGUCAGCGUUUGCGGUUCCCAGCACAUCUUCAAGCCGGUAUCGGUUCAGGCGAUGUGGUCGGCCUUGCAGACGUUGCACAAAGUGUCGAGCAAGGCGCGCGAGCAAAACUACUUCCUAGGUGGGCUGUCGCACGACUGGGUCAGUUACUAUGAGCAACGAAUCGAGAGCGAUCGCUCGUGUCUCAACGAGUGGCAUGCUAUGGACAACUUGGAAUCUCGGAGACCACCGUCGCCGGACAGCGUACGCACCAAACCCAGAGAAAGGGACGAGACCGAGCGGGUGAUCCGAUCGACGUUGAAGGAGAUCAUGAUGUCCGUGGAUCUGGACGAGGUUACCUCCAAGUAUAUUCGAGGCCGUCUCGAGGAGGACCUCGACAUGGAUCUCGGUGAGUUUAAACCGUUCAUCGAUCAGGAGAUGCUCACCAUUCUCGGCCAGAUGGACGCCCCGACCGAGAUAUUCGACCACGUUUACCUGGGGAGCGAGUGGAACGCGAGCAACUUGGAGGAGCUCCAGAAGAACGGGGUGAGGCACAUAUUGAACGUGACACGGGAGAUCGACAAUUUUUUCCCCGGGAUGUUCACGUAUUUGAACGUGCGCGUGUACGACGACGAGAAGACGGACCUGUUGAAGCAUUGGGACGACACGUUCAAAUACAUCACGAAGGCGAAGAAGGAGGGGUCGAAGGUGUUGGUCCAUUGCAAGAUGGGGGUGUCGAGGUCUGCCUCGGUCGUGAUCGCGUACGCGAUGAAGGCGUACAAUUGGGAUUUUUCCCAGGCGUGGAAACACGUGAAGGAGAAGCGGAACUGCAUCAAACCGAACAACAGCUUCCUCCUUCAAUUGGAGACGUAUCAGGGUAUAUUGGACGCGAUGAAGAACAAGGAGAAGCUCCAGAGAUCCAAGUCGGACACCAACUUGAAAUCGCCCACCUCGCCCAAGGACGGUCGAACGUUGAAGAAGGAGGAGAAAUCCGGGAACCCGGGCGAGGAGGAGGACGGGUUGCGGGGUGUCGAGUUCUCGGGAUCCGAGUUGAAAAAGAGCGGGCAAAGGCCGAAAAGUUGGUCGCCGAACGUGAAAAUUUCCGAGACCAUGCUGCCCUCUGUUCCUCUCUCGCAGUCGCUGGAGAGCAUCGACAAGGCGGGAGGAGGGAGCGCGGAGGUGACCAGGGAGGAUCUUCUUCGGUCGAGGAUGGGUGGGGGUCGGAAAGGUGGCGCGGCGGGGUCGCAGGAGGGGAGGAACGUUUUGAUGCCGUGCGACAACGGGCAAUCGUACAGCGUGUCGCAGAACAAGAUCGUCCACCUGCCGGGGCCCCUCCCUCCGCCCCCACUCCCGGUCCCGGACAGGGCGACGGGGGGGGCUGGCAGGAACGUGAAGGACCGGGUAAACGAGCUCGAGUCAGAGCAGCGGAGCGGGCAGCGGAGGAAAGGGCUGGUGUUGAAUCUGACCAAUCAGUUCGAGGCGGUGAGCAGCAAACCGUCCUCGCCGAGCUCGGAUCCGGAGGAGCAGCCGGUACGGAAGGCAACUACUCACGCAUCGAGUACCGCUUCCGUGAACGAGAACGGCUUCGUGGCCCAGCAAAAUAUAUCCUCCUUAUCUUCGUCUUCGUCUUCCUCUUCGUCGUCGUCGUCGUCGUCAUCGUCGGAAACGUCGAUAACGGUAAACGCGAAGCAAAACCACGCCGCGGCGUGGGAUCAUUCUCGAGACUCGAGGAGAAGAACGGACGAGAAUCGAGGAAACAACGGCGAGUGUCUAGUCUGGACCGACGGUAGUGUUGGUGGUAGUGGUGGUAGUGGUGACGAUGGUGGUGGUGGUAGUGGUGACGUUAAGACGAACGGAGAAGCGAGCGAAUGUAUCGUGACGACGACGACGACGAGUACCGCUACUACGACGACGACGUUGCCGCGAAGGAGCAAGAGAGAAGGUGGGGAUCCGUUCAGCGCGCACGUGGAUCGAGUGUUCGAGCGGGAGGAGAGGCAAGGGGAGCAGGCGAGCGGUGUAACGGCGGCGGCGACGACGACGACGAGGGACUCGCCGAGCAGGCAGAGCUCCUGGAGCAGUUACGACAGCGCCGUGGUCCUCGAGAACAACAACUCGGUGCACAGUUCCUGGGCCACGUUACCAUCGAGGAACAGCUCGUGGGGCUCGUACGACAUGCGGCCGUCCGACCUCCUCGGCUCCAGCGGCCUCUUCCCGUACGACAAGGAGGAUAUACCUUGGCAUCCGGGUACCGUGAAACGUACGAAGCAGAAGCUCGAGGAGGGUAACGCGUCGUCGAGCAGCGUGAAACGCGUGUGCACGCAAAAUUCGGACGGGGCCGAGGAGGAAUCGUACAAUCCUCCUGUACUUUUGCAUCACGCGGCGUCCCCGACGCCUCCCCGCAGAAGGGAUUCCUCGCCCGGUUAUAACAACGGCAAUAAUCAUCGAACCAACUCGAAGAUUAUGGUGGACCCGUUGGUCGUAGUUAGAAAUUGUCCCAGCCCCGCGAGGGGGAUCGAUAUCUCGCCUUCGUCCUCCUCCUCCUCCUCCUCCUCCUCCUCCUCCUCUUCGAUGAUCCGUCAAGUUGGAAGAUUGUCGACCAGCGCCCCGGCACCUUCCUCCCUCUCCUCGGACUCGGAUCUACCCUCGUCGUUGAGAUCGUGCAGAUCGGAGAGCGAGACGUCGUCGAGCCCCUGCGUGGUCAACACCACUCAAUGCCCUUCCGUCAAGCAUCACAAGAUGGUUCUCGAGAAUCUGAACAGCAACAACAACAACACCAACACUAGCACCAAUAGUCACCAGAAGUCGAUGUUCAACAAACAACGUUGCCUGUCCGUCGACGACUCGCCCGUCGAGACCACCGAGUACCCGCGAACCAAUCCUGCCAACGUCGCGGCCAUCGCCGUCACCACCGCCGUCCCCACCGCGACGACCACCAUCUCCGGCCUCGUGAAGAAUCUGAAGAAGGAGUUCGAGGCGAAAUCGAGCAAAUUGGAGAAGAGUCCGGAGAGCGGCAACAGUUUCGAGAACGAUUCCUCCCCGAUCGUAUCGUAUCCGUCGUCCUCGUCCUCGUCGUCGUCGAUGGUCGUGAUCGGUGGUAGUAGUGGUAGCAAUUGCGGUAGUGGUGGUAGUGGUGGUGGUGGUGGUGGUGGUAGUGGUAGUGGUAGUAGUAGUAGUAGUAGUAGUGGUGGUGGUAGUAGCGGCGGUGGUGGUCGAGGCGCGAAAAGGGACGCGAAGAUUCGAAGCUUGCCCUCGUCACCUGUUAUCCCGCACGACGAAUCCAAGAUUCAGGCUCCGCCCGAAACCAAAGAGAAGGAGAAGGGGACAAGAGGAGGAGGAGGAGGAGGAGGGAAAGAGAGCGCGGAUACGCAGCAGGAGAAUUCGGAAGACCGGUCGGUAAGGGUUCUGGUCGGUAAAUACGAGGUCGGUAAAUCAGAUUCGAGAAAAUCGACCGAGAUCCAAUUGCGGAUGCACAGAGACAAGGAUUGGGAGUCGAUCGAUUCGCAGCAAUCGCAACAACAACAACAACAACAACAACAACGACACGGCAAGUCGUCGAGAAUCACGGCCGAGUAUAGCAGAAGAUCGGCACCGAUCCUGAUCAAUAAUCAUUCGUCCUCGUCCUCGUCCUCCUCGUCGUCACCGUUGUUCGGUGAAACGGCGCCGGAAGCACCAGGCAGGCCACCGGUCCCAUCCGCGGGAACCGGGUCCACGGGUAGCAAGAAACAACAACAACAACACGGCAGGACGCAUCCUCUCGCCAGGCUGCAGGUCAGGCCUAGGCACAGCAGUCCGGUUUAUAACACGAUGUAAAAUAAAAAAAAAAAUAAACGAAGAGAGAAGAAGAAGAAGAAGAAGAAGAAGAAGAAGAAGAAGAAGAAGAACGUUUAUCGAUUGGUUCUCUUCUCUCUCUCUCUCUCUCUCUUUCUCCUCUCUCUUCAACUCUCUCUUUCUCUCUCUCUCCCUUCCCCUCUCUCGAAUUCGAGCGCGCGUACCUGAAUACACGGGUAUGUUGUCGUGACCACAAUGUGAAAACCGCGUGAUCUCUGUACGAUGCCAACGAGACGAGAAUCAUCCUGUUCGAGCUCGACGACGAAUCGACGGGGACUCGGAUAUUUGUAUAGAUUUGUUUCCCACCAUCUUCGAUGUGUACAAUUUUACCCUAUUCGGCGAGAAUGUAAUCUAUUUCUGUGCGACGAUACGACAGAGCACCCGUAUUUUUUCGAUGCGUAUUUCUUCGAACGGGCAAGGUGUUGAAACGACGACGACGACGACGACGACGACGAUAAUACGAUGAACUUUUCUUCGCGCGUUGAAAAAUCGCGUUUUAUCCCAACAACGAGUAUCGUUGCCACGCAAAUUUCGUUCCGAUUUUUAUAUCCGCGAUAAUCGAAUCGGAAAUUCGUUCGUGUUCAAAA
Molecule: messenger RNA, 5402 nt
Organism: Apis florea (little honeybee)
Lineage: Eukaryota; Metazoa; Arthropoda; Insecta; Hymenoptera; Apidae
Gene: ssh
Product: Protein phosphatase Slingshot
Biological process (GO): protein dephosphorylation; negative regulation of actin filament polymerization
Molecular function (GO): phosphatase activity; actin binding
Source: RefSeq, a predicted model, not a curated record